Molecule: messenger RNA, 2583 nt
Organism: Misgurnus anguillicaudatus (oriental weatherfish)
Lineage: Eukaryota; Metazoa; Chordata; Actinopteri; Cypriniformes; Cobitidae
Gene: sgpp2
Product: sphingosine-1-phosphate phosphatase 2
Biological process (GO): sphingosine metabolic process
Cellular component (GO): endoplasmic reticulum membrane
Molecular function (GO): sphingosine-1-phosphate phosphatase activity
Source: RefSeq, a predicted model, not a curated record
GAAAUUCUAACAUACCCAUUUACACACCUUUUUUUUACACAUUUUUCACCAGUGACAGCCAUUUUCCUUAAGCAGGAUAUCUACCCCAGGUAAACAUCUUAGCCAAUCAAAGCGAGCAAGUCGCCAAACGUCAGCACUGACUAAAUAAACGCACGUUCACGCUUUGUCACCUGCUGUUGUAAAACACACCUGUGCGUGUGGGCCGGGCUGCUGGUGCACACAAGUCAAAGCUCGCGCGGCCAUGUGGACGGUCAUCUCGUACCUGCAGAGUCCAGAGCUCGUGGCCGGUUUCCAGCGUUUCUGCGGACUGGUUCCGACAGAGACGUGCUCGUACACGACUCAAAACGGACUCGCGAACGGUUUUAAGGACGGUUCGGCGAAGACACGCCGGCGCAAAGCGGAACAUGUAAACGGGACGGCCGCCUCACAUGACAGUAACUCCAACUAUAAAAUCGACAGUUUACAGUUUGACGACAAAAUCAAAGAGUCUCCCCGGUCUCGAUAUGAGGUGAAGAACUGGAUUCUCUAUGUCCUGUUUGUGGCAUCAGCUAUGCUGGGACAUGAAGUGUUUUACAUAACUUGUCUGCCCUGCAUCCACUGGAACCUCGACUCAUUCCUGUGCAGACGGCUUGUCAAUGUGUGGGUUGUGGUCAUGUAUAUUGGUCAGGCCAUGAAAGAUAUUUUAAAGCUGCCCCGUCCUCCAUCUCCCCCUGUGGUCAAACUGGAGACGCGGGUUGACGCAGAGUACGGGUUGCCAUCCACGCACGCCAUGGCGGCAACUGCCAUCUUCUUUACGCUUCUGCUCAGUGCUCAGGAAAGAGUGAAGUUCCAGUUUGAAUUGGGAUUGCUUGUGGCCGUGGUUCUGUCUGCACUGGUGUGUCUGAGUCGUCUUUAUACUGGCAUGCACUCGGCUCUGGAUGUCAUUUGUGGAGUUCUUAUUUCAGCCGGCAUCGUGAUGGUUUCAUACCCUUUCUGGGAAACCUUUGACCUCCUGCAGCUCAACAGCCCCUUCUCCCCUAUAGUGGCACUGGUACUGCCCCUCUUCCUGGGUUACAAAUACCCUGAACUGGAGCAUUACAGCACCACUCGGGGGGACACCACCAUUAUUUUAGGCUGCGCGGCGGGAAGCUCUGUCGGAUACUGGGUGAAUGAGAGAGUGGGCCUGACUUUUGAACUAGUCGGGCCUUUUCCAGUCACACUUCCGCCUCUGACCGCCACAGCUUUUGGCCUGGGUGUCGCACGUUUCCUGGUUGGGGUACUGAUGCUGGUGCUGACCCGGCAGGUGUUUCGCUGGGCGAGCCUGCGGUCGCUCUGCUGGGUUUACGGAGCGUCGGUGAGUGACAUUAAUGCUCGCAGAAGAAAAGAGAUCGAGGUGCCUUAUAAAUUCAUAACGUACACUACCAUCGGCCUGGUCAAUAGCAUGCUGGUGAGCAGAGUGUUUGUACUGAUGGGACUGCUUUGAUUUUGGUGGAUUUUCGCUGAAGAUCCACACUUCAUCAGAUCUUCUCAGGGAUUUUUUUUACCUCAAACAGUUUCUGCAGCUUUACCUUCUCACAUUAAACCAAUGACUGCACUGAAAUCAGCUUGAUUUAAAGGGGACAUGUCACAAGACUUUUUUAAGAUGUAAAAUAAAUCUUUGGUGUCCCCAGAAUACAUAUGUGAAGUUUUAGCUCAAAAUACCAUAUAUAAUUUAUUACAACAUGUUAAAAUGACCACUUUGUAGGUGUGAGCAAAAAUGUGCCGUGUCCUUUUAAAUGCAAAUGAGAUGAUGAAAUGCAAUAAGUCAUCGCCAUGAUGGUGGUUUGUUGAAAUUGAAACUCAUUUUUGCUGUGAAUUUUCUUUCUCUUUCUCUCUGCACUAAAUGGCAGUGCCGUGGAAGGGGCAGUAUUAUUAUAAUAAGAUCCCCUUCUGACAUCACAAGGGGAGCCAAUUUUAAUGACCUAAUUUUUGACAUGCUUGCAGAGAAUGGUUUACCAAACUAAGUUACUGGGUUGAUCUUUUUCACAUUUUGUAGGUUUAUAGAAGCAAUUAUAGCACUGAAACAUGGAAAAAGUCAGAUUUAUAUGGUAUGUCCCCUUUAAUGACAGAUUUCAGGAAUGACCCGUUUGCCAUUUGAUGCGUUACAAAUAGUCCCCCCUCAAACUGACACCAGUGUCAUCUAUACACUGUCGGGAAAAAAUGUAAAAAAAAAAUGGUCCCCCUAUAGCUGUCACUAGGGUUGUACCAAAAAAUGGUCCUAAUAUGUACAAUUUAUUUACAGAUAUGUAUAAAGUCAGUACAAGUAUGUACUUUUGAGGUACUUACUGUAUAUGAACUCUUUGGGUACAAAUGUGUACUUUUUAAAAGGGUACCACCCUAGUGACAGCUAGUGACCAUUUUUAACCAUUUUUUUUUACAAUGUAUGAUGACAUCAGCGCCACAUCUCCUCUUUUCAAAUGCUAUGACUGCCUAUUAUUAUGUAUUUUAUCAUGCAGAUAUUUAUUACAAAACACAUUUUGUACUUUAAUGUGCUGAAACAACACAUUUUGUGUGUUUAUGAGACACUUUCUGAUCCUGUUAAGGGAAUAAACUUGUUAAAAAUGA